Messenger RNA from Lepus europaeus (European hare), 933 nucleotides. Its product is annotated as olfactory receptor 4C11-like. The record is from RefSeq and is a predicted model, not a curated record. NCBI's taxonomy places the organism in Eukaryota, Metazoa, Chordata, Mammalia, Lagomorpha, Leporidae. Gene Ontology annotation, molecular function: G protein-coupled receptor activity; olfactory receptor activity. Gene Ontology annotation, biological process: G protein-coupled receptor signaling pathway. Bases 1 to 933 code for a protein of 310 amino acids. The transcript has a single exon. Gene Ontology annotation, cellular component: membrane.
AUGAAGCUGCAUAAUAAUGUGACUGAGUUCAUUCUACUGGGGUUGACAGACGAUCCUGAUAGGAGGAAAAUGGUGUUUGUCACAUUUUUGUUUUUCUAUUUGGGAACAAUAUUGGGGAACUUGCUGAUUAUUGUUACCAUCAAGACCAGCCGAGCACUUGGGAGUCCAAUGUACUUCUUCCUUUUUCACUUAUCCUUAUCUGAUACCUGCUUCUCUACCUCCGUAGCCCCCAGAACCAUUGCAGAUGCACUUUUGGAGAAAGGGAUUAUUUCUUUCAGUGAAUGCAUUAUCCAAGUCUUUACGUCCCAUUUUUUUGGCUGCCUGGAGAUCUUCAUCCUUGUCCUCAUGGCUGCUGACCGCUAUGUGGCCAUCUGUAAGCCCUUGUACUACAUGACCAUCAUGAGCCCCCAGGUCUGUACCAUCUUGGUGGCCUUAGCCUGGGUGGGGUCCUGUGUGCAUUCUUUAGCUCAGAUUUCCCUUGCCUUGAGGUUACCUUUCUGUGGUCCUAAUGUAAUUGAUCACUAUUUCUGUGACUUGCAGCCCUUGUUGAAGCUCGCCUGUGCAGACACCUAUGUGACCAACCUACUCCUGGUGUCCAAUAGUGGGGCCAUUUGCACAGUGAGUUUUGUCUUGCUGAUGUUCUCCUAUGUCAUCAUCCUGCGUUCUCUGAGGAACCACAGCGCUGAAGGGAGGAGAAAAGCCCUCUCUACCUGCAUCUCUCACAUCACUGUGGUCAUCCUGUUCUUUGGUCCUUGCAUAUUCAUAUACACACGCCCUGCCACCACUUUCCCCAUGGAUAAGAUGAUAGCAGUGUUUUAUACAAUUGGAACACCUUUGCUGAACCCUCUGAUUUAUACGCUGAGAAAUGCAGAGGUGAAAAAUGCCAUGAGGAGACUGUGGAGCAAGAAGUUGAUCUCAGAUGACACACGAUGA